GUUGACUGCAAAGUUGCUUUGUCAACAUGGCGGAAAACUCAGCAAAAGCAGCUAAAAUGGCGCGGUUUUUGGCCAUUACUCAAAUCCUUACUGGAUUUUUACUGCUAUGUUUUGGCAUUGCCGAUCGACUUGUCCCCGAAGUGAUAACUGGCUACGGGUAUUUCGGAGUUUGGAUUGGAAUAUGGGUAAGCAAUUAAGUCGUUUUUAAAGAGAAUUGGUUGUCUCCAUCUUGAUACCUCUUACUGAGAAAAAAAGCAAAAACAAAAUUAAACACCACACCAAAACAAAAAUUUUCCCGAAUUCGUUCGCUCCUAUUCCACAUAUGUGGCAUCACUCUGCUUUGGGACCGACAUUCAAAAAACUCAGUCAGUUUGCAGAAGCCGAAGACGCGUUUCAGGGAUUUGAUUUUAAUUAGCUUUGCUCAAAGUGUGGCAAAUUGCUUUUAAAGUAGACUUAAUAAUGCAUAAACCAUUCAUUGUUAUCUCUUCUGUCACAGAUGUGUAUCACAGGGGCUGUAGGAAUCCCCGGAAGUAGCAGAGAAAUAACAAAUGCCCGCAAUGCUUUUGUAAGUAAGACGUUACUUGGCUUUAUUGUUGCCCAACGGCCUUAAUGUGACGUUGACCAUUCCCUUUAACUUACAGCUUCUUCGUGGAAUUUUGAUUAUUUUUUUUAUUUACAAAUAUAUUUUUUCAGGCUGGCGUUUUCAUGGGUUUCUCCAUUACAUCCGCCGUGUUUGGUGGGAUAAUCAUUGUAUUUUACAGCGUUACCUUAUCUCUGAUUACCUCGAGUGACGCAGAUUCGUAUUAUGACGACUACGAGUCCUACAAGAGGUACCAUCAAGGAAAGGUGGUUAUUCUCGCCUUCAUGCUCUUUCUGGGUAUGACUACGUUUGGAAUUGGAAUCUGGGCAGCGAUAUGCAUUUGUUUGCUGAAACCCUGUUGCCAGCAACCGCAGGUAAAGUAGCCAUAACUCGUCCCAAGUGAGAGGCGAAUCUUUAAGGCAGUCUUGGAUUCUGGAUUCAUUGUAUAAGGAACUUGUAUUACGGACUCCAAUCGUUAUCGGGAUUCCAGAAUCCUACAGUUGAAUUCCAAGGAUUCCAUAUUUCACAAGCAGAAAUUUUCCGGAUUCCGAAAUCCAGUCGACAAACUUUUCAAGCUCAUACAUCUCGCCUUUCUACAUGUUCUAAAGCUGUACCACUUCGUGCUGGCCUGUAAAGCAAAUCAAAAUGAAGUAUCACUCGAGCCGAUGGGAGUCAGCGUUGUCAAAACCUUGAAAUGUUGUUGUGAGUAACAGUCGAACCUCUAUGUGCAACCACCUCCCAUAAGCGACCACCUAUCCAAAACACCAAAAUUUUCCUAGUCAAACCCUUACAGUUGGAACCAAUAGUAAACGACCACCUCCUCCAACCGACCGCGACCAGUUUUCGGGGCUAAUGGUUUAAUAAUUUUCGAUUCUUUUUAACCUUUUGCAAGCGACCACCUCACGCACAAUGUAGAUGUUGAGAACUGAGUCUAAUUAGGAUCCUCGCCACGAAAUGUUGAGUCAUUUUGGAGCUUAAUCAUAACUAUAACACAAUGUUCAAAUCUGAUUGGCUAUCAACUGCCCUGAUUUCAGCCUAAAUAGGACAGUUUAAUUGGACAGUACACGCCAUGCCUAAGUAAUUGGAUAGUACGCCAAAAUAUAAGUAUAGGUAUGUUAAGAGAAAGAGAGAGUAACGAUAAAAUAAUAUAAAGGAGAAGCCAUUCACAUGAUUUUGAUACCAAAGACCCGGCCGGGACCAAAGGACGUAUUUGAAAUACCUAAGUUCCGAAACCUAAAGCCGGCAAUGGAAUUUAUAGUACUGCUCAUCUCCUUUCUGGAGGUCCAUUUAUUUCUUUUUGUAGUCCACUCUUGAUCUCUAAAGAAAAUGAGUGAAUCAUCUACCUCUGUAAAGUUUCCGGUAAACUUACAGGGAUUUGCAUAUUUUAAUCGCUAACAGGGAAAGCAGUGCAUGUGCAGUAACAACCCAUCGGAGGGAUACCUCACACCCCAGCUUAAUGGAGGUGUUCCUGUGGCUGCUCUGAUGCAACCAGGUAGCGAUGGAACUGCACCACGGGGUUACCAGCAACCGGUGGUCAUAGUGCCUGUUUCUGGUGCAUCACCAGGUCAGCAUGUGAUUGUCCAAGCUGCCUCGUCUGAAGGGAUGGCAACGAGCACCCCACAAGAGCAGUUUCAAUCUCAUCUCGUGCGCAUUAGUCCAUCUAACGUAAUGUCAAGUACAGAUUCCUCCCCUCAGGAGAGUGAAAUUCCCCGUUCGUUCAGGCAUGGUGGUUACGCACUACUGAAAAACGAGGAGGUAGGUGUGGCUUUCUUUGUAGAAGGGAGAGGAAUUCCAAUCGAAAGGUUUCCGAUCAUGUUUAGUUUUGGGAACAAGGACCAACGUUACAAAACAGAAGGACCUAAUCCCAGUAGAGGAUCUAAUCAGCCAUAAAUUCUACAUCAACGGAAAGAAGCAAGGCUGAUUUUACAUUUCAGAUUUCUUUUAUGAAACGACUUCAACGGUUUUUGUUUUCAUAUACUUUCAUUGUUCACUUUCUCCUUUUUAUUUUGACACUCAUAGUAUCAUAUUACAGGCUAUCUUUUAUUGUGUGACCAUGUCAUUUGUAUGUAAGACCCUGAAGAAGAAAGGCCGUGCCUUUCGAAAUAUUGGUAAUACAAAGUAGCGUAAUUGGUUUGUUUACAAGCGACGCGAGCCACCUUGUAAACGAUAAAAGCUGCUUGCAGGGUAAAUCAGUGUUGGGUAACAUUUCUUGGCAGUCUCGGCUGUUUUGUACGGCCACGUUUCGUGUAAAUGCUUUUGAGAGAGAACUAUCCGUUAGCCCUUUAAAAGCAGUGAUUGACUGUUUUAUAAAGUCGAACCCACAUAUAAAUUUACUAAGUAAAGUACGAUCACCAGUUAUGUGCCACCCAAGCAACUGUUUGUGACAACAAGCACAACUCGUCACAAACGGACGGAAAGUUUAAGCAAAACAAAAUGUAUGUUAUCCGCCCAUCAUUAUUAUGUGCAUCUAAUGCUUGUUCUCUCCUUUUCUCUAUAGAACCAAGUGGAUGUGUAGACUUGACAGACGUAUUUUCAAUUAACAGUAGCAAACGUGUGUUAGUGUCACUUCAAACGGAAAACCAGCACAACGGAAUAUCAUUCAUGAAAUUGAAAGGUCAAAAACUCAGUGCGUUUGUGAAAAUAUGAAGCUUAAUAUCUAGAUUUAGCCAGGGCUAAAAGCGAAGCUCUCGAUAAUAUUCAUAGUUUGCUCAAACAAAAUAUAAAAUCGUGUAAUGCUAAGCGGCGAAGGAAAAGAGAACGGUGAAAAAACAACAAUAGGUCUAAUUAGUUAAAAAGCAAUUUUGCACAUACAGCACACUUUUUUUUUUUUGUACAUUUUUUUGCUGUUGUUUUGCACGACUACAACGUGAAACUUCCAGAAACUUCCUGGUUACUCGUUUUAUAUAUGGAAGAAAUGUCGUACGUGUUCUUGUUCAUUUUUUUUACACUGCCGCUCAUUUUCAUCUUGGUGGCCGCUAGCAUUCUUAUUCUCCCACCGCCGUUACAAAAUUUCAAUGUUGUUCUUCCAACAAAAAAAAUGUUUCCUUUGUCUUUUAUCGCCCGCUCUAUAUCUAGCUGCAUGUCGCUAAUUCUCAUUUAGCUUCGCUGGCCAGUCGUUUCUCGGACUCUCUCUUUCUCUAUAUUCCAAAUUUGUGGACAUGACAAUUAAUCUAAGCUUUAAUACUUUAGACAAAUCGGAUACAGAAACAAUUUCCGCUUUCCUUUUUCGUUUUUAUUGACUCUCUAGUUAUCUCUACUUCGCAAUUGCAUGCGAUUUCCCGCCAAAGUAACCUCCAGUUGCCAUACCUGUAUGAUGACUGAGUUAUUUUACAUUGGUAUGCCUGUGGUGCGGACGGACGAUCGGUCGGACGGACGACGGUCGGGCGGGCGGGCGGGCGUACGGUCACGUGACUACCAAAAUUUAUCGGAUGCAUAGGUUACCAAAUUUUCUUACUCAUGGUGCUCGGCUUCGCGCGCGCGCGAGCUCCACCAUUAAAAAUUUGCAUAUUUUUGGGUGUGUUAUAAGGUUCAACAAAAUGAAAAUAGUUAGAAACUCUUUGAAAAAAGAAAAACACUCAUAAUUCAUCAUCAUUUGUAGUUUUUGAUUUAGAAAAAGAUGAUAAAGUCUACAAAUCUUUUAUGACUGGCCCUUGCCUUAAAUGAACACUUUCUGGCCAGGUUAUCUUUGUUAAAAUCAUGAGUGAGUUGUUUUUCUUAUCUUUCACGAGUGAGGGGCAGCUAAUCAGUAUGAAAUGAUCAUGGGUAAAAUCGUCAAUAAACCUUUUUACCGAUACAGCGGCCAUAUUGAAUUUAUUCGAUUUAAGGAGUAUUAUGGGAUGCCCAGGGGGCAUGAGCACGAUCCGAUACACUCGCAUCAGUAUUUACGCGCGCUUCUCGGGCCAAUUUUUCUUUACGUUUUCCUAGAAAAAGAUUAUAAUGGGAAAAAAAAGAUAGUUGUGCCGUGUUUGGGCGUAAUAAUGAUCGCCUUUUUCUCGAGAAAUAUACAGUGGAGUUCGCUUUUUUCCCCAAAAGGGCGCGUAAAUAAUCAGCGAGUGCCCCCAGAGCAUCCCAUAAUACUCCUUAAAUCUAAUAAAUUCAAUAUGGCCGCCGUAUCGGUUAAAAGGUUUACUCGCCACUUUAGAAAAGAGAAGGAAACUGGACCGAGUUAACUUUCUCAAAGACUUCUGGGAGUGUUCUAGGGACACGCCGGUCAGCUAUUGGUCAAUUUGUUUACUCUGUCCCCAGUAACAGUCCCUGAAGUCUUUGCGUAAGUUAACAAGUCCCAGUUUCCUUCUCGUUUCUAAAGUGGCGGAUUGCUGAGACAUGAUGCAAAACGAACAAUGAGAGCCCAAGUGUACAAUGCAAGUGUCCCUUGGCCUUCGCUCAAGCCGCGUUGCCUACGCGUCUGGGAAAGGCUGGGCGACUCUCUCUCGGUGACCUCACAGCUCACGGUAGAUUCCAGGUUUCACUUAGUCGAACGCAUAUUGUACCCUGGGUACCCGGGGGGGGAUGUUAUCCACGGGGAGGCUCCGCACCAGGGUCAAGCCACUUACCCUUUUAGUAUCCAAUUGACAGAAAAUGUACCCCUUUCGUAUAUACCCCUUUCACAUACCUAGUUUAGAACGUGCAUCCCUUUUAACUGUAAAUGCACUGUCUUAAAAUAUGAAUCGCUAGACUUUUCACAGCCAUAAUAUUAAUCUGCCAGCCCUUUUGGGCCACUUAUUCUGUCGUUUCUUUAAAUUCAAGAAUCCACUUUUUUGAUUUACGCAAAAGACACCCAAAAUCCUUAACUUCUAAUUCACGAUCCCAAUGGAAUCUUUUUAAAAUUCUCAGACACGAACCAUUAGCUGGGUUCGAAACGUCGUGGAAUCGAGUGAAAUGAAGAAUCCCAAAACGAAAUUUUAGCUUGACAUUGCCGGUUUCCCAUUGGCAAGUACAGUACGUGAUGUGGUUCAUGAUUUCAAGUCUUUGAAAGAAGUUCCACUUUUCUUGUGGAUGUUAUGACGUACACUAACAAUUUCUGUGUCUUACCGCAAAGACCCAAGUCAACAUGGAGGAAAACUCGGCAAACUUCGCUAAAAUGGCGAGGCUUCUUGCAUUUAUUCAUAUCAUAACUGGGGUGUUAUUGCUCGUUUUUGGCAUCGCCGACAAACUUGUACAGUACAAACGACAGCAAGAGUCUGGGGUGGAUUGUCACGGAAUUUGGACCGGGAUAUGGGUGAGCAAUAUAUUUCCCUAGUUAUGAACUCCUGACGAAACUACGUAUUCGAGAAGCAUCAAAGAAGAACAAUAUUUCGUACCGUAAAACACGCAAAUGUGUCGCGUGUUGGUUUAGAUUGGCCGUUUUCACGCUAGAGAUGGAUUGUUCGUCUGAGACGGGUUACCCGUUGGAUAAUUCGCAAGAGACAGAUAAUACGUCUUAUUUUGAAAAUGGAACAGUUUUAAUUUUGUAUGAACAAUGUUAAACGGUCUGAAUUAAUACAUCUGUUUAUCUGUCAAAUUCGACGGAUUUUGAAGAGGAUUAUCCGUCUCAGACGGAUAAUCCGUCCCUAGCGAUUGAUUUUGGCUGAUUUAUAGACUAAUCUGUGCUGGCGUAAUUGUAUACAUUUUUUUUUUCAAUAGAGGACCUUUCAAAAAUUUCAUAGAAAAGGUAUCACAAAAGGAAUUCUAAUACCAAUCCAAUAACUUACUGAAACUCGUUAAAAAGCAUCAAGUGAAAAGUCUCUUGAUUAUUUAACUGUUUACAUACAAUAAGCAAGGAAAUACCAGGUAUCCGAAAAUGCAAAAUUAUGGGUUUGCAAGGUGUGUAGAGUCCCUACAUAAGUUUGUAGAUAUAUGUUUGUUAGAGUUCGAAGAAUAAUUUGAUAUAUCAGACUGUUUUUGUUUUUUUUUGGAGAAGAGAUCAUUGUGCUGUCCAUUCAGAAGCUAAUAAAUAAAUGACAAGGACAAGACCCGUUAUUUUUUCUUUAUUUUGUAGUCACUAUUUUUUCAAGGCUUGAAUCCUCACUAGCGUUUGUGAGUUUGUGAUAUUUAAACUGAUUGCUUUGUUGUGCAAAAGCGACAAUUUUAUUUUACAGCUCUGCAUCACAGGAUGUCUGGGAGUACCGGCAAGUGGCAGGAAAAGGAAUACCUUCCGCAAUGCUUUCGUAAGUAUUAUAUCUAGUGUCAGGAAUCGUCCCAUCUAACGUUAUCCAAGGCAAUAUUCAGAAUAUUGGGAUUUUGGAUUUCUCAAUGUGGAUUAUGGAUUCCUUGUCAUUCGGGAACUUGGAUUCCGGAUUCCAAUCGUUACCGGGUUUGCGUAUUCCUUGAGCUGUAUCCCAUAUUCUGGAUUCCACAAGCAAAAAUUUCCCGGGUUCCGGAAUCCUGAUUUUCUUACUUGGAGCGAAAGGAAUCAGGUCUGAUUCUUGGUUUUGGUUUUGAUAAGAACACCUCAGUCGAGGUUUGUUGCGAUGAGGUGAUAGUUUAGUCAUUAGGACAGCUUUGUCACAACAACGUAAAAAGAGAAAAUAUUUGAAAGAAAAUGUGUCAAGUGAGAAAAAAAAGUUUAGGUUAUGUAUUGUUAUUGUCAAGAGCCAUAAUAGGACCAUUAUGGCCCUUGUAUUGUACGUGAUUUUCGUGGUUGCUAUAAAGCUCUAACAGGGGACGUUAUUGUUAUGGUUGCCUUUUUCCGUAUUAAAACUCGUGUAUAAUCUGCAUUUUCCAACUUGGCUAGUAUCUGCCAUAUUAUGGUGUCCACUGUGAAUGUCUAGGCUAUACAUUAGACAAAUGAAGCCCUCCAAGGGUUAGAGGAUAAGAGCAUAUCCCCCUCCGUUAACCCCAACCCCCCUCCCCCCCCUUAGAAGGCCUGAAAUCUGGGCCCCUUUAUCCUGUUUCCUAAAUGGUAAAGAAAGGUAUGAGUUUGCUUGUCUAAUCAGGGUUGUAAGAGUUAACCAAGAGUUGAAUGAUGUGUUAACGAGUUUCUUUUUGUUUCUCUUUUUUUUCAGUUUCUUUCGGGUACAAACAAUCGACCAACCACCGCAAUCGUUACUCCUUGUUUGCAUAUCCCCUUAUAUUUUUCAGGCUUGUGUUUACAUGCUAUUUUCCAUCAUAGCCGCUGCGCUUGGUGGAAUAAUCGCCAUAAUUUACUGCGUGGAAAUCUAUUUCAUUACCAGUUACGGAUUGCCAAAUAGUCACAACUAUCAUGCAAAGCUGGCAAUUAUCGUAAUCAUGCUUAUCUUGGGCAUUGUUACGUUUUGGUUGGGCAUCUGGGCUGCAGUUUGCACAUGUUUGUUGAAGCCUUGCAGCAGACAUCUGUGGGUAAGUUAAGCCCCUAACUUAUAAAUCUCCCUCCCCUCCCUCCUCCUAAGUUAUACACCCUUUUUCUUAUAUAAGAAUGCUGUUUUUUCGGCCCAGGCUGAAUAUUCUUAUUUUCCUGCCGAUUUUAGGCUGAAAAUAUUCUUGUAUUAUUCUUAAAUUAAAGCUUAAAACAUUAGUAAGCUUAAGUGUCAGAUGUACCGUUCAUCGAACUGUUAUUAGCAUUGAACACCUGGGUUUACCUUACUGCACUUUUUUUGCUCUUGUUGGCUAGUUUUGCCGUUUAGAGAAAGGAAAUCAGUAAUUAUCAGUUUAGUUUAAAACACAUAAUUGCAUUUUAUUAACAGAUGUCAAUAGACAAAAUUAUACCCUUUUCAAAAUCUCAGCCUUGUGUUUAUUCUUAAAAUUUCGCAAAUUUGGUUUCAAUAUCCUUAUAAAAUAUAUUCUUAUACAAAAAAAAAAGAAAGAGAGAGUGUGGGCCCUCUAAAGUAACUGUAAGCGCAAAAAUCGAUCCGAUUGUACCCUCCCCCCUUCCCCGAUAUACGGUUCCCCCUAGCUUGUAUUGAAAUUAAACCUAUUUAUUAGGACACUUUGAUGCCAUUACACGAAGUGGUUUGAUCAGCACUGCUUUGGCUUGUUCUACAGGGACGGCAGCGACCAGAUAAUGGACAUGUUAUAAUGCAACUACCUGGAGGUGUUCCUGUGGCAAUUCCAAUGCAAGCAAUUGGCGGUGGGGAUGCAGCACAGGCUUCCCACCAAUCGAUGGUGCUACUGCUUCCUUCUGAUGCCUUAUGGGGUUAG
This is a messenger RNA of Porites lobata, 8674 nucleotides long. Lineage: Eukaryota; Metazoa; Cnidaria; Anthozoa; Scleractinia; Poritidae. The record is from the annotation of a GenBank genome assembly.